Ochotona princeps (American pika) is the source of this 1590-nucleotide messenger RNA. RefSeq names its product high mobility group AT-hook 2 (gene HMGA2). Gene Ontology annotation, molecular function: DNA binding; transcription coregulator activity. Gene Ontology annotation, biological process: regulation of DNA-templated transcription. Gene Ontology annotation, cellular component: chromatin; nucleus. The transcript has 6 exons. Lineage: Eukaryota; Metazoa; Chordata; Mammalia; Lagomorpha; Ochotonidae. The coding region runs from base 290 to 616 and encodes 108 amino acids. The record is from RefSeq and is a predicted model, not a curated record.
CCAGGCGCCUGGGCUCGGCGGUCCGCCUGUCCUCCCUCCUCCUCAUACUUUUCCUCCUGCGCAGCCCCCUCCCCUUUAUCCGCCCACGAUUAGAGCCGCUGGACGUCCGGUGUUGAUGGUGGCAGCGGCGGCAGCCUAAGCCACACAGCCCUCUCAGCGCGCCCAGCCGUGCCCACAAGCGCCCGCUCCUCCACCUUCCACCCGCGUCUCCGAAAGGUGCCGGGCAGAUUCGGGCGGCCGAGGCGCAGCGCCUGCAGCGGCGGUAGCGGCGGCGGCGGCGGGACGCAGGAUGAGCGCACGCGGGGAAGGCGCCGGGCAGCCGUCCACUUCAGCCCAGGGACAACCUGCCGCCCCGACGCCUCAGAAGAGAGGACGCGGCCGACCCAGGAAGCAACAGCAAGAGCCAACCUGUGAGCCCUCUCCUAAGAGACCCAGAGGAAGACCUAAAGGCAGCAAAAACAAGAGUCCUUCCAAAGCAGCUCAAAAGAAAGCAGAAGCCACUGGAGAAAAACGGCCAAGAGGCAGACCCAGGAAAUGGCCACAGCAAGUUGUUCAGAAGAAGCCUGCUCAGGAGACUGAAGAGACGUCCUCACAAGAGUCCGCCGAAGAAGACUAGGGGGCGCCGCCGUUGGAUUUCUACCUCAGCAGCAGUUGGAUCUUUCGAAGGGAGAAGACCCUGCAGUGACCACUUACUCUCUAUUUUGCCAUGGUCUUUCCACUUUCCUCUGGGGCGGGGCGGGGGGGGCGGGCGCGGGGCGGGGGCGGGGCAGGGAGAAGUCACGUAACCUUCAAAAGGACUAUAUUAAUCACCUUCUUUGUAAUCCCUUCACAGUCCCAGGUUUAGUGAAAAACUGCUGUAAACACAGGGGACACAGUUUAACAAUGCAACUUUUAAUUACUGUUUUCUUUUUUUUUUUUUUCCUUAACUUACUAAUAGGUUGUUGAUCCCAUAAGCAAGAGUGGGCGGGUGAGGAAGGCUCUGAAUUGGGUUGUCAGACAGUGCACUGCACACAAGCAAGAAGUGAGUCCCUCUCGUGACCUUGGGCUCGGUGUGUGACACCGGGCACGCCUCCAUCCCAGCCCACCCCACCCGCUCUCUGUAGUGAAUCCCGUUUAGAACGCCAAAGAUAAGGGCUAGAUUCUACUCUCUUUUUCGUAUAAUCUUGUAGACAUUUACUUGAUGAUUUUUUUAAACUUUUUUUUAAUUUCUAAAUGAGACGAAAUGCUGAUGUAUCCUUUCACUCAGCUAACAGACCAAUAAAGGUUAUGCUCAUUUUUUUUCAAAAAAGGAAGUAAGCAAACACAUGUUGCCAACUCCCGUAUUUAUGGCUACCACAUGGAUCAGCAGGAGGAAUAAAUUACUCUUAGCACCCGUGGCCAGGACAACACUUCGCUUUCAGGAAAUCUGCUUCCUACAGAGCCAAAUGGCAUUUAGCGAUAAAUAACCCUUGUUGGCCUCAGAGCAUUUAAGGAACCUAGACGAGUAAAAUUAUCCUCUUUGUAACUUGAUGGAAAGGUACAACAGAAUUAAUGCAUGAUAAAUUCACCUGAACGAUGAGGUGAGAGGAGCGCGCGAAAUCUAAAUUGCUU